This is a messenger RNA of Stegodyphus dumicola, 1283 nucleotides long. RefSeq lists its product as uncharacterized. Lineage: Eukaryota; Metazoa; Arthropoda; Arachnida; Araneae; Eresidae. The record is from RefSeq and is a predicted model, not a curated record. Gene Ontology annotation, biological process: regulation of synaptic transmission, cholinergic; sleep; positive regulation of voltage-gated potassium channel activity.
AGGGCUCGCUAGACAUCAGAGAGAGGUGGGAGAGGGGAAAGGCAAAGGAAAUAAUCUCAUAGUUUUAGGAGUGAGUAUAUAAACGUUCAUCGUCAGCAAGCACCAUAUUUGAUUCGGAAGACCAUCAAGCCAUCAACAUGAGGACCGAGGUACUUGCUUUAGCUAUCAUCCUCUUCACAGCUGUCCUAGCAGAAGACAAAUCUGAGGAUUUAGCAGCUGCAGAAAGUGUUCCUUAUCCCCACCAUUACUAUCCGGCUCCUGUCCAUGCAGCCGGACACAGUAGUCACGGUUAUGGAUCUGAAGGACAGCUUUCCAAAGGUCACCAGUCCCACGGAAGUGAACACUAUGCCGACCAUGGAGAAGAUGGCAAAAGUGCAUACGGAAAACAUGGAUCUCAUUUACUCGCUUCCUAUGGAGAUCAUGGUGCGCAUGGAUCUCACGGAGGCCACCACGACCACUAUGGAAAACACGGUGCUUUCGUGAAGAACAGCGGAAGUGGUUAUGAGAAGUCCUAUUCUUAUGACAAGCAAGUGCACUUGCAUGACAUCGACGCUCACAAGUCUGGUCACCACGACAGCCACUCCGAUCAUGCACAUCACGGUUACAAGAAUGCUGGCCACCAUGACGAACAAGGCCACAAGCUUUAUGGAGCUCACAACAAGCACGGAGGACACGAGUACGGUCAUGGUGCACACGAAAAGUCUGGCUACGCACACCACGGCUACGGCAAACAAGACCACGGAAAGCUCGGCUACGCUUCAAGCUACGGAGGUGGACACUACGCUGCACCUAUUGCUCCUGGCUAUGCCCACAAGGCCGUCGUAGCUCCACUGCCAGUAUAUGCACACAAGCCUGUUGUAGCUCCACUACCAGCAUACGAACACAAGCCUGUUCUAGCUCCCUUACCGGCAUAUGAACAUAAGCCCGUCGUUGCUCCAUUGCCAGUAUAUUCACACAAACCUGUUGUGCCAGUAUAUCAACCCAAAGUUGCCAUUCCGAUCUAUGAAGAGAAACCAUUAGCGCCUGGAUAUUACUCAUACCACCAUUGAUUCUGUAUUUAACAAGGAUGAUCUACUCUGCGGACUGAAAAUACCUCCUUGGUCUCCUGACAACAACGUGCAAAGAAGAACGUGUAUCAGCUGCCAGCUGUUCUCAGAAAGGGGUACGUACGAGCAGCCAACAGCAAGUUGUUGACAAGAGGCCUUCCGUUGCCAUUAAGAAGCGGUGUGUAAAUUGUACAACAUGUGUGUUGCGAACAAAUAAAGUACUUAAGUUUUUUAAAA